AUAAUAUCCUCUUGGAUAAUUUUUUUUUUUUGGUAUAAUUUAUUUCCACUGGUCUAAUUAGCUAAAAGCGAUCUUGCCUUGGUAUAACACCCGAGGGCCGACACAAGGCAAGAUCACUUUCAGUUAUUAACCGACCAUAUCCCAACCACCACCAACCGCUGUCGUACUAACCGCCAGCAGUAUGGCAAUGGUCCACAAGGACGUAUCGUGUAAACUACUUAAAUCUUUCGUACGUCGUGCCAAUACGGCGUCACCCGCCACUUUAAGGUUCCGUCAAGCGCAAAGAACCACAUUUAACGCCGCCACUACUAAUAACUUUCCUCAAGCACCACAACCCGCCGCCAUCCCCACCACCACCAAUGCAACCGUCACCGGCAAUAACAACAAGAACAAUAAUAAUAACAAUAACAAUCACAAUAACAAUAACAAUGACAAGAUAUUUGAUUUUGACGACACCAAGACUUUGUUCGCGUCAGUUUCAACGGGGAAACUGAUGCAUUCGGCGGCCACAUUAAAUGUGGCUGCAAUGGAGCCUAUGGUGGAUUUGAGCCUUUGGGUGAUGAACUCGCGUUUGAUGGACGUGGGGUUGUUUCGGGCAGUGGUGUUGACGACGAUUAAACAUACGGCGUAUAAUCAUUUUGUGGCGGGUGCGGAUACCGUUGAAACGGGCCAGACUGUUAGGAGGUUGUGGGAAUCUGGGUUGAGAGGGAUUGUGGAUUAUGGGCUGGAGCAUGCAAAUGAUAAUGAAUCUUGUGAUAAAGCUACUCAGCAGUUGAUUAAAACUGCUGAAUCUACCCAAUCUCUUCCACCUUCUUCUGUAAGUUUUGUGGCUGUGAAGGUUACAGCGGUCUGCCCUGUGUAUCUUCUAAGGCGAGUGAGUGAUCUUCUUCGAUGGGAGUACAAGAAUUCAUCUUUCAAGCUACCAUGGAAGCAACAAACACUACCUAUAUUUUCCGAAACCAGCCCAUUCUAUCAUACAUUACAGCAGCCUGCCCCUUUGACUGCUGAGGAAGAACGUGAUCUCGAGUUAGCUUACAAAAGAUUACAAAGCGUUUGUGACAAAAGCUUUGAAAGCAAUGUCCCGGUUGUUAUUGAUGCAGAGGACACUUUUAUCCAGCCCGCGAUUGAUUACAUGACAUAUUGGGCUUCCUUCAAGUAUAACAAGUCCAAAACACCGGUGGUUUAUGGCACCGUGCAAGCCUACUUGAAGGAUGCUGGUGAGAGGAUGUUUUUGGCCAAGAAGGCAGCAGACAAAGCCGGGCUGCCUGUCGGGUUUAAGUUGGUUCGUGGAGCGUAUAUGUCUAGUGAAAACAAGUUGGCGCAUUCACUCGGUGUUGAGUCCCCUAUUCACAAUACCACAAAUGAUACACACAACUGUUACAAUGGGUGUGCUGCAUUCAUGCUUGAUGAGAUUUCUACGCGUCCCGGUGGACUCAUUCUUGCCACCCACAAUCUUGAAUCAGCAAAAUUGGCUGCACAAAAGGCGCGCGAACAUGGGAUCACAAAAGAUAGUCAGAAGCUCGAGUUUGCUUCACUCUAUGGAAUGUCGGAGGCAAUGACUUUCGGGUUGAGGAAUGCAGGCUUUGGUGUUAGCAAGUAUUUGCCAUUUGGACCCGUUGAUCAAGUCAUGCCUUAUCUUCUACGUCGCGCAGAGGAGAACAAAGGGAUGUUGUCUUCUUCAAAUCUUGACAGACAACUCAUGACGAAAGAACUAAAGAGGAGGAUGAAAGCAUAUUUUGGCAAAGGCAUAAAGGAAGGUGAGAACCAAAUCAAAGCACAAGCUAACUCCAUGACAAACUAAGCAAAAUGAUCAAUAUUUUGGGUCAAGCCUCUUUUUGGCUGUCACAAGUCACAACAUAUAACACAUAUAUAUGUAUAAACUGGAAUAAGCAUGUAAAGGAAAAGGUUCAUUUGUUUACAAUUUCUCUCUAUAAUGAAUAUUAAGUGUUUUCAUGCAUC
Molecule: messenger RNA, 1959 nt
Organism: Helianthus annuus (common sunflower)
Lineage: Eukaryota; Viridiplantae; Streptophyta; Magnoliopsida; Asterales; Asteraceae
Product: proline dehydrogenase 2, mitochondrial
Exons: 4
Coding region: 182-1801 (539 amino acids)
Cellular component (GO): mitochondrion
Molecular function (GO): proline dehydrogenase activity; FAD binding
Source: RefSeq, a predicted model, not a curated record